AUGAACGAAAUCAUCAAGAAAGAGAAGGGAAAAGUUAUUUUUUUCUUGCGUUUAGGAAGUGAAUUUCUUAAUUUCUUUCUUGUUUUUUUCUUUCUUUCUUUAUUUCCUUCUUGUGUCUUUCUUACUUGUUCUUUCUUUCUUUCUUUCUUUCUUUCUUUUCAGUAUCUUACUUGUUCUUUCUUUCUUUCUUUCUUUUCAGUCUCUUACUUGUUCUUUCUUUCUUUCUUUCUUUUCAGUAUCUUACUUGUUCUUUCUUUCUUUCUUUCUUUCUUUCUUUCUUUUCAGUAUCUUACUUGUUCUUUCUUUCUUUCUUUCUUUCUUUUCAGUCUCUUACUUGUUCUUUCUUUCUUUCUUUCUUUCUUUCUUUUCAGUAUCUUACUUGUUCUUUCUUUCUUUCUUUCUUUCUUUUCAGUCUCUUACUUGUUCUUUCUUUCUUUCUUUUUUUUCAGUCUCUUACUUGUUCUUUCUUUCUUUCUUUCUUUUCAGUCUCUUACGUGUUCUUUCUUUCUUUCUUUUUUUCAGUCUCUUACUUGUUCUUUCUUUCUUUCUUUCUUUUUUUCAGUCUCUUACUUGUUCUUUCUUUCUUUCUUUUCAGUCUCUUACUUCAUUUCUACCCGCUUCUUUCCACCGCACCAGCCCCGGCCUUCAUUUUGCAUCUUCAAAUGCCUUGUUGCCACAUCUACCACAGAUAUAAACAGAGAAGAAAAAAAAACUGCCUCGUCACAGUGUCCUAUGAACACCCCUAAUCAACCCGUUUUCCUACCAACCCACUGUUUUGUUCCCGUUCUGUUGAGUUCUUUUUCAUUCCCGACACAUUCUUCUGUACACGCCACUCCUUGUCAUACUAACUUGUUGUUACCUCGCUGCAUGGAAUACCCAUUUUUGUUUCUUUUUGUCUUUCGUUUACGGUAG
Acanthosepion pharaonis is the source of this 912-nucleotide messenger RNA. NCBI's taxonomy places the organism in Eukaryota, Metazoa, Mollusca, Cephalopoda, Sepiida, Sepiidae. The record is from the annotation of a GenBank genome assembly.